AUGGCAGCAGCAGCGGUAAUGCCAGCUUCAGCUGAUCCUAAGCCAAAUUGGAUCCCAAUAAUCAAGGCGCCUGAAGUGUCACAGCUUGGAAAUGAUGAUUUCAACCCUGCACGACACCUUUCAUUCAAGGAGCCUCCGAAGGUACAUACCAUGAAGGAGCUGGGCUUCGAUGAGGAUGCAGGAGUAUCUCCAAUUGCUGUCUCAGAGCCCUUCCCGCUAUUCACGGAAGAAGCUGUGAUGAGGAUGAGAAAAGAGGUACUGAGCCAUGAGGUACUCAGCAACUGCCAAUAUUCAAGCAACUUGGCGCAGUGUCAACUUAGGGGCUUUGCAAAUAAAUAUGCACCUUUCGUAUACGACGUGUGGAAGAGCCCAGAAACGCUGGAAAUCAUCUCCAAAAUCGCAGGUAUCGAAUUAGUGACGGAAAUGGACUUCGAAAUCGGUCACAUCAAUAUUUCAGUUAAGACCGAGGAAGAGAAGCAGGAGGAACUCCGAGCAUUCAGUGAUCGUGCCCAAUAUGAAGCCGACGAAGGCAUCGCGGGCUGUCCUUGGGAGGACGACAAGCCCAUAGUAGGCUGGCACACUGAUAGCUACCCUUUUGUAUGCGUGACUAUGCUCAGCGAUUGUACGACAAUGAUUGGUGGCGAGACAGCGCUUCGUACCGGCACAGGAGAUAUUAUGAAAGUACGAGGUCCACAGAUGGGAUGUGCAGUAGUACUCCAGGGUCGAUAUAUCGAACACCAAGCGCUACGGGCACUCGGCACAGCAGAGCGCAUAAGCAUGGUGACUUCGUUCCGACCACGAUGCCCAAAAGUACGCGACGACACAGUCUUAACAACUGUGAGACCCAUUUCCAACCUUCUGGAGCUGUACAACCAGUUCAGCGAGUACCGCCUUGAAAUACUAGAGGAGCGCAUCCGCCAGCAGUUGAAAGAGUUACGUGAGGCCAAUGGUGCUGGUCGCAAGGUUGCCACACGCAAGCUCAAGGCAUUUUUUGAGGAACAAGAAAAGUUCCUCGCACAUAUGAAUCGCGAAAUGGUCGACGAUGAAAAUGUCAUCAUCGGAAACAUCGAUGAUAGUCAUCUACUUAAAAAGAAGGCCGAGGAGACUAAGAAAGCCGAGUUCAAGUCCAAGAAACGCCCGCGGCGUUCCUAA
Molecule: messenger RNA, 1152 nt
Organism: Daldinia childiae
Lineage: Eukaryota; Fungi; Ascomycota; Sordariomycetes; Xylariales; Hypoxylaceae
Exons: 3
Coding region: 1-1152 (383 amino acids)
Source: RefSeq, a predicted model, not a curated record